CUUUCAGAACAGCUGUAAGGGCUGAAUAAGUAAAGCAAACAGAAAAUGCUGAAGAAAAGGGAAGUUCAGGGGAAGGGGCAGCAACAUGAAGGCGACAAUGAAACUUCACUGAGAUCAUGUGAAAGGGGAUCUAUACUUAAAGAAAAACUUAAAGAAAUAAGUUUCAUACAGUUCCUGGUCUAUAUCUGUACUUUAUAGUGAUUCUACAACAUAAAGGAAAUAGGCACUUCCUCCUAGAGCCCAGAGGCUGCUGCAUACAAACUGCCAAGGAAGUAGACCCCAUGGUUGUUUGGUGUAUGGACAGUGUGGCUCUGUUGCCAUGUGUCUUGGUUAUUUGGUCCGCUUCAGCAUUUAUUGCCUCUUACAUCUUUGCAGUGCUUGAGGGACAUGUGGUGUCUUUUGUACCUUAUAUAAGUGACACUGGCACAUGCAUUCCAGAAAGCGGACUAUUUGGAUUUAUGAUCAGCGUCACUGCUAUUUUAGGUGCUGCCACAAUGUUUGUAAGGUAUAAAAUAAUCCAGGCUCAAAAUCUAAGAAUCUCUUAUCUGAAUUACUGGUUCAACUUGAUAUCAUUUCUAAUUGGAGUACUUGGCUGCAUUGGGAUGGGAAUUGUGGCUUCAUUUCAGGAGACAUCUGUUAUAAUAGUACAUGACACAGGAGCCCUCAUCACCUUCAUCUGUGGGGUUGCGUAUACAUUUCUUCAAUCCAUUAUCACCUUCAAAGCCUGUCCACAAUGGAAUAAUAAAGGAGUCUGCUAUAUACGAAUGACAAUUUCUGUUAUAUCAAUUAUUGCUAUAUUUCCCAUGAUAGUGUGUGCUUCAUUCGAUGGUAUGAAAAGAUACAAUUGUGAAAUUGGUGAAGAGCCCUCUGCAUUUCGCCAAGCAAGUGCAGCCUGUGAGUGGAUUGUAGCAUUCGGAUUUGUCACUUUUUUCCUGACUUACAUAAAGGAUUUUCAGGCUGUCACUUUGAACAUUUCUACAGAAAUCCAUGAUGAUUUUUGACAAUGGCUCAAAUCCAGUGUUAAAGAAAGAUAGAAUAUUUAAUGACUUUACAAGUCAAUAAGAACUUUAGUGGUACACUCUCUGCAUUGUCUGAUUUGUUUGCAGAGAUAUAACAUAUACUGUAUGUGUUUUAGUAAAUUAUGGCAGUCCAAAAUGUCUUUUUAUUUGUUUUUAUGUGUUCAUGAAUAAAUGACUAUACUGUGUUCUGGAAUUAUUUCUAAAAAACAGAAUUAUACAAGUGUUCAGUCUAACCUAUACUAAAUCCACCUGAAUUUAGUUUUGUAUUAUAUGGCACAGUCAGAUGUUUCUGGUAUUCUGGAGCAGGGUUGUAUUUGCCAGAAGGCUCCUGU
Molecule: messenger RNA, 1351 nt
Organism: Hyla sarda
Lineage: Eukaryota; Metazoa; Chordata; Amphibia; Anura; Hylidae
Gene: DRAM1
Product: DNA damage regulated autophagy modulator 1
Exons: 7
Coding region: 282-1001 (239 amino acids)
Biological process (GO): regulation of autophagy
Cellular component (GO): lysosome
Source: RefSeq, a predicted model, not a curated record